This is a messenger RNA of Triticum urartu, 1391 nucleotides long. NCBI's taxonomy places the organism in Eukaryota, Viridiplantae, Streptophyta, Magnoliopsida, Poales, Poaceae. The record is from RefSeq and is a predicted model, not a curated record.
AGUGCUAGAAACAAAAAAAAUCGUUCCAAUUUGAAAUUGCUACAUGUAGCUGGCAGCAAGAGUUUUGCUCGUGUUGGUCAUGAUAUGGCUCAGAAACUAGGGUACUAUCCAGGAAGAGACCAAAUAUUUGUCGAAGUACAUACAGGUAAGAAAAAUGGACUUCCCGCCCCACUAGCAAUGCCACUAAUUAAGAAACUUCAAACUGAAGCUAAACUCCACCCAGAAUUGGAGGGAAAUUCUAUUGAAGAAGGCGAUCUUUAUGCACAUACUUUUGGAGAGAAGGAACCAAGAGGACGUGUCCCUAUGUUGGGUACGGGGCCAACUCCACAGAGUGUGGGCGCGCCUGGAACAAAAGCUAAAUUGCCAACAAAGCUUGCAAUGCAAAUACAUCUUCGUCGACAUGUUGAACAAGAAGUUUCAACUCUAAAGGAGAGAAUGCAAGCAAUGAACUAUGCUUCGAUGAGAUGCAGCACGCCAUGUUUUCACAAGGAAGUCACAGUGUUGAAACGCCCACACCUUCACCUCCUAAUUAUGUCUCUCGACCCGUGUUCUCACGUAUUUUACCAAAUGAUGACAAUGAGGAAGAGGAACAUGAGGGUCAUCAUGACACAGUCCAGAAAGAUGGAGGCUUGUUCAUCCAGAAGUGUAUACCAUCUAGCCAUAAUGUUGCAGCCACACAUUUACCUUCUAGAAGCCAUGUGGCCACUCCAAGCACCCGUCAGGCCUCUCAAGCCUCUCACGAUCAAGAAGACCUUGUUAGUAGGGAUGUCAUAUUAUAUCAUUUGGUGAGAUCUGAUCCUGUGGCAAAGGCAAUGGUUAUCUCAACCAACCAAGACACCAUAGUGGGAGGUGAAGUUCUUGGGCUGCAAUAUUACGAAGUUCUUGUGAAUGUUGUAUUGAAAAGAGAGGCCGAGCUUGCUCGUGGAUAUGAUGGGAUGCAAACAAUGGGUGAUGCUCACCACAUGUCCAUUGCAUGGCCAUCAAAUAGGAUCAAACCUUGCAGCAAGUCACGGUUGUCGUCAUUGCACAAUUCAGGGACAAAUGGGAGAAAGUAGCAAGUACUGAAGUUGAUCUAGGAUGUUCCGCUGAUCGCUUUUGUCCAUAACAUGGAACAUGGUCGACGCAUUUUGUACAUAUGGAAGUUGAUGUCCACUUGAUCGAAGACUGGGUAUCUUCCAUAAUAUUUUGUAGUAGUCAAAUGAUCGAACGAUUGAUCUCUUGAGAACUUGCUCAUCAUAUUUUGUAAUAGGCCAUGACAUGAAUGUCGACUUGGGUAUUUCCUUAAUGGCUGUAGCUAACUUGAGUGAAGAAAACUAGUGAAUCUUCUAUAUAUGUUGGAUGAAUGCACUGGCUGCUAUCUUGUGAUGAAUGGAAGAGUGCAUUUGGAAUCA